AUGGCGAGCAACAAACGAAUGAAGGGUGUCAGCGUCUCCCUACCUGUAUACACAUGCAACUUUGCGAUGCCAUUGACAGGCAAAAAAGCAGCCGAUUCGGAUCAUACGCACAAGUGGACUAUAGCAUUACGUGGAUUCCACGGCGAUCUCAGCUUUUGUGUCAAAAAAGUCGUUUUUCGGUUGCACGACACCUAUCCUAAUCCUGUGAGAACCAUCGAGGAACCUCCUUUUGAAUUAUCAGAGACAGGAUGGGGUGAAUUUGAGGUCUUGGUCAAGGUCCAUUUCCAUCCAGCAGCCAACGAAAAAGCAGCACAACUCUAUCAUCACAUCCGGCUACAUCCUUAUCAAGAUGAUCCAUCAGGAGGAACAUGGCCAAAGGAUAAACCAGUAACAAGCUUUGUUUACGAUGAAUUGGUGUUCAACGAGCCUACCGAAUCAUUCUACCAGAUCCUUGCAGACAACAACGUCGUCAACUCAACAGCAUUACCCGUGAGGAAAUACACAGGAAAGGAUUCUACAGUACCUCCCUUCUGCGUUCAAAUGGAACAAGAGGAAUUGGAUCGGUUGGAUAAAGCACAACGUGAAGUGAAUCAACAAAUCCUUGCAUUACGGCAACGAAAAGCAGCAUUGGAACAAGAAAAAGCAUCCGGCAAUUAA
Lichtheimia ornata is the source of this 657-nucleotide messenger RNA. RefSeq lists its product as uncharacterized. NCBI's taxonomy places the organism in Eukaryota, Fungi, Mucoromycota, Mucoromycetes, Mucorales, Lichtheimiaceae. The record is from RefSeq and is a predicted model, not a curated record. Bases 1 to 657 code for a protein of 218 amino acids. Gene Ontology annotation, biological process: regulation of DNA-templated transcription. The transcript has 2 exons.